Molecule: messenger RNA, 1836 nt
Organism: Pyricularia grisea
Lineage: Eukaryota; Fungi; Ascomycota; Sordariomycetes; Magnaporthales; Pyriculariaceae
Exons: 4
Coding region: 1-1836 (611 amino acids)
Biological process (GO): proteolysis
Molecular function (GO): serine-type carboxypeptidase activity
Source: RefSeq, a predicted model, not a curated record
AUGCAUUUUCAGCUUUCCACAUCAGCAUGGUUUCUUCUACUUCUCGGUGAAGCCACCGGCCUCCGCAGCUUGCAACAUGUAGGCAAAAGGGAUCCAGUAUGGCUACAACCAGCCUCAUUACAGAAAUACGAAGUACCCAUAGACUCGACAAAGGAUGUGAAUAUAACAACCAGAGAAACGCAUGCUGUGGUGCGCAGAGCCCAGCCUCUCUUCUUGACGGACAAGACAAGACAAUUUGCUGUGGAUGGAAAUGGGAUACCCGAAGUCAAGUUCGAUGUGGGCGAGUCUUAUGCCGGACAGCUGCCCAUCAGCAACAACGCCACUGAUGAGAACAAGAUGUUCUUUUGGUUCUUUCCUAGCCAAAAUCCAUUGGCAAAAAAGGAAAUCAUGAUAUGGUUAAACGGAGGGGUACUGCAAAUAUUCCGCUCUUGUUUUCUUUUCCCCGGAUGUUCAUCCCUGGCAGGUCUGCUGCAAGAAAAUGGCCCUUUUAUGUGGCAAGCCGGCACUUUCCGCCCAGUCAAGAAUCCAUACUCGUGGACGGAGCUCACCAACAUCGUCUGGAUAGAGCAGCCCAUCGGCACCGGCUUCUCCACCGGCAAGCCCACCGCCACCAACGAAGAGGACGUUGCUCGCCAGUUCCUGGGCUUCUGGCGCAACUUUGUCGACACCUUCGCCGUCCAGGGCUACAAGGUAUACAUCGCCGGCGAGUCAUAUGCCGGCGCAUACUGCCCCUACAUCGCCGACGCCAUGAUCAAGGCCAACGACACUCAGUACUUUAACGUGACGGGAAUGCUGAUCUACGACCCCGUCAUCGGUGAGGACUCGAUUCAGGAGGAGGUGCCCGUCAUGGGCCUCGUCAACGCCUGGCCGGGCCUGUUUCCCUUCAACGACACUUUCCGGACGGAUCUGCAGGCGAGGGAUGCCAAGUGUGGCCUGACGGAAUAUAUGACCAAGGGGCUGAGCUAUCCGCCCAAGGGCCAACUGCCAUCGGGGUCGCCCGUCGAAAAAGAUGAGGCGUGUGCGAAAAUCUUUGAUGAUGUUUACAGGGCAACUUUCGCAAUCAACCCCUGCUUCAACAUCUACGAGAUCACCCAGUCGUGUCCUCUGCUCUGGGAUGUCUUGGGCUACGUCCCCGAAGGCGCAAGCAUCUACUUCAACCGCAGCGACGUCAAGCGAGCCAUCCACGCCCCGGAAAACACCAACUGGGAGGUGUGCAAGGACGGCAUCUUCAGGAACGGGACGGACCGGUCGCCGCCGUCGUCGCGCGCGGCGCUGCCCAACGUCAUCGACCACACCCAAAACGUCAUCGUCGGCCACGGCUCGCUCGACAUGGUGCUCAUCGCCAACGGCACGCUGCUGUCCAUCCAGAACAUGACGUGGGGCGGCAAGCUGGGGUUCCAGUCGCGGCCGUCGUCUCCAUUCUUCGUGCCCCGACACCGCGAGGAUUUCCGGUCAAAGCAGGGGCUCGCCACCCUGGCCGGGAGCGGCGUCAUGGGCUUCACCCACACCGAGAGGGGCCUGACGUACGUCGGCGUCGAGAUGAGCGGCCACAUGGUGCCCCAGUACCAGCCCGCCGCCGCCUUUCGCCACGUCGAGGUCCUGCUCGGCCGCGUCGCCAACCUGUCCUCCACCCAGCCCUUCACCACUCAGAUGAACUUUACUCAGCCCAAGCCCUCUGAGCUGGGAGGGCCUCCGGCCACGGCAAACUCACCAGUAGGAGGAGCGUCUGGGUCUGGAAGGGGUAGCCCCAAGUCCGAGUCUCCUCGCCUGUCCUCACCUAGCACUAUUUUCCCCUUUUCCAUAUUGAUCACCUUGGGCUUUGCGUUAGUUUCUUGA